UCUUUCUCGUCUCUUGGCUACUGGCACAGCCAAUGACAUAGCAUUCAAAUAGUUUACUGAACCAGAAGCAGGAGAGACAAAAUUUCUCCCCCUGCCGAGGCUUGCACACCUCAAAAAAUCUACCACAUGCUGUAAAUCCACUGUAUCUUUAAUUCUUUAUAAGGUAGGGGUAAGACCUGCCUACACACCACCCUCCCCAAACCUCAUUUAUGGGAUUAUACUGGGUUUGUUGUUGUUGUAUGUUGUAAAUCCACUGUAUGAAAUAGAGAUGGAAAAGGAAAAAAAGGAAAGAAAAAAAUAUAUAUACUGCAUGAAUAGCAUAGAAACAGUAAAGAGCACGUUUAACAAGAAAUAACAAACAUUAGCUUAGUCAAUGAAUGGGAAAUAAAUACAUUAAUUUUCAUUCCUUAUGAGUUCUGUCCAUGUUCAAAGGAAUUGUUGAGAACAUGUAUCUGAGGCUUAACAAAUUGCCAUUCUCUUAAAAUCAAGAUCUACCAGCAACUACAUUGCUUCAUCCAACAUUUUCUUAUAAGUUCUUGUCUUUAUCAAAAUCUUCAAUAUAUAUCUCUUUACCUCUGAUCUUUAAACAAAACUUGUAUACCUCCCACGUCAAGCAUGAAAACUAAAACACAGAGUUCAUUUAGCCUAAAGCUUCUUGUCAUAAGCGUUUUCAUCGCUUUCUUACUUUUAUUUGUGCUGAGAUCAAGAUUGACAUCUUCAGGUGAAAAUACAUCAUUUUUAUUAUCUGCUUCUUCAAUAUCCAAUGCUUUUUUACCAAGAUCCUCAGCUUCUUCUGGUGACAAAGAAACAAUAAGUUGCUCAUCACCAAAAUGUAACAACAAAAUCCCAUCUUCAGUAGCCAAAUCUCUCAUUCACUAUGCAACCUCAAACACCACCCCUCAACAAAAACUCGACGAGAUAUCAAUAACAUCCAACAUUUUAGACAAGAAAUCUCCUUGUAAUUUCCUUGUCUUUGGUCUUGGCCAUGACAGUCUAAUGUGGCACACACUCAACUUUGGAGGACGAACUAUCUUCCUCGACGAAGAUAUAAUUUGGAUUGAAAAAAUCAAGAAAAAAUUUCCCAUGUUAGAGUCUUAUCAUGUUACAUAUGAUAGUAAAGUGAAAGAAGCAAAUGUUUUAAUGGAAGCAGGAAAAAAACCAGACUGCACAACUAUAGUUGAUCCUAGAUAUUCAAAGUGUCAACUUGCAUUAAAAGGUUUGCCAAAUGAAAUUUAUGAUAUAAAAUGGGAUUUAAUAAUGGUAGAUGCUCCAACAGGUUUUCAUAAGAAUGCACCAGGGAGAAUGACAGCCAUUUAUACAGCAGGAAUGAUGGCAAGGAAUAAAGAAAAUGGAGAAACUCAUGUGUUUGUGCAUGAUGUGCAUAGGAAUAUAGAGGACAAAUUUUCUAGACAGUUUUUGUGUGAUGGAUAUAUGAAGGAACAAGUUGGGAAGUUAAGGCAUUUCACUAUCCCUAGUCAUAAGAACAACUUGAAUAUGCCCUUUUGCCCCUAGAUUUUCUUGAAAAUGUUUUUUUCUUUUCUUUUUUAAUUUAUCUUUCUUUAUUUGUUUUCUUUUUUGA
Nicotiana attenuata is the source of this 1579-nucleotide messenger RNA. Its product is annotated as glucuronoxylan 4-O-methyltransferase 1-like. The coding region runs from base 616 to 1512 and encodes 298 amino acids. Lineage: Eukaryota; Viridiplantae; Streptophyta; Magnoliopsida; Solanales; Solanaceae. The transcript has a single exon. Gene Ontology annotation, biological process: xylan biosynthetic process. The record is from RefSeq and is a predicted model, not a curated record.